AUGAUAUUACUAGUUCUUUUGAAUAUGCCUGAAAUUUUCGUUUAUUUAAUUAUUUCCUCAAGCGUGGUAGCCUUAAUUUUUGGUAUUUCACUAUGCUGCUUUAUAAAGGCACUUAGAAAUCAAAAAUUGAAUUGCUAUUCAAUAUGAAAGCUCUUGGCUCCUUUAUUGAUUCUAAUGUGGCUCAGUUUUGUAAAAUAUCCGAAAUUGUGUUUAAGUCUGUUUAUGACUGAAGAUAUGCUGCUAGUCUUCAAAGAAAUAUAA
Messenger RNA from Blepharisma stoltei, 261 nucleotides. NCBI's taxonomy places the organism in Eukaryota, Ciliophora, Heterotrichea, Heterotrichida, Blepharismidae. The record is from the annotation of a GenBank genome assembly.